AUGGCCAUGGUGCAGCCGGCGGACACGGCCGUCAAGGCCAACGAGAUCCUGGCGCGGUUCCGGCCCAUCGCGCCGAAGCCCACACUGGCGGCCGCGGCCGCGGUGGCGUCGCCCGUGGCGCAGGCCGCGACCGAGGGCGUCGUGGCCGCCAACCGCGUGCUGUGCCAUCUGCAGAGCAGGCCGUGCCGCGCGCGGAAACACGGCCGCCCCAACGUCGUGCCGGUGUCGCCGCCCAAGUCGGGCUCUGGCGCGCACUCGCCCGCCAAGCGGAAGAGAGCGGCGACGCCGUACCCGCCUCUCCGGUGCGCGGCGGCCACGGGAGCGCAUGCGUCCGCGGUCGUCCCGGUCAGUGCGCGCCUCCCUCUGCCGUCGCUCCCGCCGGCGAGUGCGGGUGCCGAGGACCUCGCGAAGGUGGCGGCGGAAGGGAGGGACGUCCCCGUGGAGCGCGACCUGCUGCGGAAGCUGCUUGAGCCCAAGGUCAUCUCGCCGCGGGCGGUGCGCCCCGUGUGCUCCGCCAUCCACGUCGGGUGCAUCCACCGCACCGACGCGACCUGCACCGCCGCCGCCUCGAAGACGGCGGUUCAGGUGGAGGCGGAGCUGGAGGUCGACGCGCUCCCGGCGGUGGUCUCCGACUCCAGCAACCGCGUCCGGCUCGUGAACGACGCGUACAAGGAGAUGGUGGGGCAGCCCGAGUGCCCGUGGCUCGACGCCGUGGCUGCGACGUCGAGGAGGAUCAGCGGGGAGGUGGCGCUGGUGGUAGCCGACCAGUCCUCCCUGCCGGAGACGUACGGGGCGUUCACAUGCACGGCAAAGAUCGAGUGGGAGGACGACGGGAAGGUCACCUCCACCGCUGUACCCUGCGACGUCAGCCGGCUGCACUGCGAGUCCAGAGACUACCUCUUCACCUGGAGGUUCCGUACCGCCGACGCCGACGCAUCCGUUGGCCACAGCUCCGAGGAGAUUAGUGAGAGUUAG
Miscanthus lutarioriparius is the source of this 975-nucleotide messenger RNA. The record is from the annotation of a GenBank genome assembly. Lineage: Eukaryota; Viridiplantae; Streptophyta; Magnoliopsida; Poales; Poaceae.